Molecule: messenger RNA, 1157 nt
Organism: Phytophthora sojae
Lineage: Eukaryota; Oomycota; Peronosporomycetes; Peronosporales; Peronosporaceae
Exons: 1
Coding region: 1-1113 (370 amino acids)
Biological process (GO): carbohydrate metabolic process
Source: RefSeq, a predicted model, not a curated record
AUGAUCGAGAGCGUGAUCAGCCGCAAGCAGGGCGUGGUCUCCUCCGGCGCCGUGACGAGCACGCUCGAGUCGGGCGUCCUGACGCUCGCCAUCCAGUCGUGGCUCAACACGCACGGCAAGGACGGCGGCGACUCGGACCGCGUCUCCAAGUUCACGACGUACGCGGACUCGAUCGUGACGUCCACCUCGCCAUCCUUCAAGGACCCCGCGUCCGCUGCGAAGAUGCCUCUGGACCGGUUCACGAUCGGCCAGGCCCUGCUGAACAUCAAGUCGACCGAGGGGUCCCUCACCGCGGUCGAGACGGACACUUUGACGCUGCUCAACACGUCGCUGAGCCUGCAGAACCGCAACCAGUACAAUGGCUUCUGGUACUACGUCUACCCGUACUGGUCGUACCUCGACGGCGCGGUCUCCUUCCUGCCCUACAUGGCUGCCGCUCCGGGCUGGACGUAUGACGAUAUGCUGCUGCAGAUCAAGCUGCUCUACUCCAACACGUACAACAAGUCCACGGGCUUGGUCGUGCACGGCUACGACGCCCAGAAGAAGGCUGUGUGGGCCAACGAGGCCACGGGUGCCAGCCCCUACGUCUGGGGUCGGUCGCUGGGCUGGUACCUCGCUGGUCUUGUCAACGCGUGGGAGAAGAUCGGAAACUGCAACGGUGGAGCCAAUGCGUCCUGUAAGGCGCUGGCCGCUGAGAUCCAGCGUCAGACCUCCGUGCUGUGCAAUAGCAUCGUCCGAUACGCGGACAAGAAGACGGGCGUGUGGUGGCAGCUCCCGACGCUCGGCGGCCAGAAGGGCAACUUCCUCGAGAGCUCGUCCACGAUGCUCUACACCUUCUCCAUCCUCAAGGGCCUGCGUCUCGGUCUCCUCGAGGACGCCCACGGACUGAAGGCCGCCGCCAUGAAGGCGUACGACUACACGGUGAAGAGCGGGGCCUUCCUGCUCGACUACGGCAACGGCACGCUCGGCUGGAACGGCACCGUGAUCGUGUGCAGCCUCAACUCGACAGCCACGUACGACUACUACGUCGGCCGACCCACCCUGCAGAACCACGCACUGGGCGAGGGAGCCUUCGUCCUCGCGAGUCUGGAGGUUGAGCAACUCGCGAAGUAAGUUCGGGAGGAGAAUCGAGUAGUUUUACGAAAGAUUCAAGACAC